CAAAAUAUUCAAAUGAAAAUAUUGGCGCAAUAUUCGAGCGAAUUAAAAUCUGUGAACACUGUUGAUUACAGUGUAAACCACAGUAAGACAGUGCCUAUUGUGUUACAAAUUUCGCUAACGUCAGCUGCACACGAAUUCGUUCAUACUGUACUGUGCGAAAAUAUUGAAAUCAGUUGAAUAAACCACAGUGUUAAAGACAGAGUGUUAUAAUAUCCGGGCAACAAAAUGAAUGGCAGUGCCAAGCCAAUUGCUGGAGUGUUAAGUACCCGUCAAUUAUUGUUUGCACGAGAUCCGGAAGUAAAAAAACGUUCGGACCAGAACAUGAAAGAUUUUCUGAACUCAUCGGAAAUGCUUCCACAGAGCGAAUUUCCAUACGUUGGUUCCGAUGACAUUUUGAAUCAUCUAUUCGAUGUGAUCAAUCGUCAGGUGUUCAACGCGAAUUUGGAUGGCAUCAAACUGGAAUGGUGUGACACAUUAUCGUCUCGUGCUAUUAUUGCAUACGAACAGAGCACGUACGCAACGCGUCAAACGUAUAUUCGGUGCAGUAAGGCAUGGUUUAGGAAUCGGAAUCGUCAGCAGUUUGUUGAAGCAAUUUUGUACGAACUCAUACACCUGUAUGUAAAAAAGCGUGGUGCUGAAGCCGGUGAAGAAACCAGUCCAGACUUAAUGGCGUACGUAAUAUAUGGCGGACUGGACUAUUUCAAUGUGAAAUACGAAAUGAACCUCGUUCUCAAUCAGAACCAUAAAAGCGGAAACGUCGAUGACACCGAAGUGGUGCGAGAGACUUUGAAAUCAACUCUACGUGAACGUAAAGCGUCAACUGGAAAGAUACCCCAAUUUACAUUGGGUCCGGAAGCUAAACUGUUAUCCAGGAGAAUUACUGGAAAUAAGAACGCAGUGAAAUGUGAUGCUGACAAUGGUUGUGGUGGUUUUUGCUACGGGAGCGGAUGUCCGGCAGCUGCAGCACUGCGGCAACGGUAUUUGGGUUCGAAUAUUUACUUUCUUUUCACUGUUGAGCGACCGCUGGAGUGUUUCCUUUGCGAGAACAAAGGUAAGGGAACGUUGAAUGCGCAUUUCAACAAGGACUGCAAGGCGUUCGGACGACCGAAGAAAAACGUUCACGAUGACCAGAUUUUUCUGCUGUAAAUGAAAUCGAAUUUCUUUAAUGGUCAGCGUUGUCUAUUAAGAUUAAUUUGUCGUCUUAAUCGGCAAUAUUUUUUUGAAUUGAAGAUCAUUUUCGCGCAUUUUUUCAUUACUUUUCAAUUCCUUGAUGGAUUCUAAUAAAGGGCACCAUUGAAAUUAUUAAACGAACCAUUUUAGAA
Bradysia coprophila is the source of this 1322-nucleotide messenger RNA. RefSeq lists its product as uncharacterized. The record is from RefSeq and is a predicted model, not a curated record. NCBI's taxonomy places the organism in Eukaryota, Metazoa, Arthropoda, Insecta, Diptera, Sciaridae.